AUGCACGUAGAGUUCCAGCUACAUGAAGCACCCGGACUGCCAUUUUGGUUCACCCCUGCACAGUUCACGGGCUCACUGCGCAUGACCAGAAACGGUUCAAAGGUUGAACAUUUUCAUUUACAUGUGCCUAACGACCGUAGCCUAAAUGUGGACAUGGAAUGGAUGGAGAAAGGCAUCUCUGACUUUGUUGUGAACAUUGGCUAUCUUCCAAUGAUGGAGCUUGUCAGCGUUGGUCCUUCCACGCCUCAGAGACUGCAUGAGGUGGAACAAGUACAUGACACAGAG
Molecule: messenger RNA, 285 nt
Organism: Candidula unifasciata
Lineage: Eukaryota; Metazoa; Mollusca; Gastropoda; Stylommatophora; Geomitridae
Source: the annotation of a GenBank genome assembly